This is a messenger RNA of Letharia lupina, 264 nucleotides long. RefSeq lists its product as uncharacterized. NCBI's taxonomy places the organism in Eukaryota, Fungi, Ascomycota, Lecanoromycetes, Lecanorales, Parmeliaceae. The transcript is spliced from 2 exons. The record is from RefSeq and is a predicted model, not a curated record. Bases 1 to 264 code for a protein of 87 amino acids.
AUGACCACAAGCCGCUUUUCAACGGUGGGAGGGACUCUGAAGACCGAGAAGCUUGGAGCUGGCGCGAAGAGCAGCCCUGCAGUAGUUCCUCUCAGACAGAAGACCAAAUCCAAGAACAAGCAGAUUGCCAAGGGUAACCAUGGGCAACUCAGCAGGAUAACGCCCAGCGGCAAGUCUCAGGGCAAGGGCUAUGGUUUGAAUCAUCUACAUCUCAACGGGGUCAAUGAGGAGCAGGAUCGCAAUGUGGAGGAAGAGAAGGGCUAG